CACCAUUCAAACACACAGCCAAGCGCUCUAUCUUUCAUCUCUAAUCUUUCUAACAGAAUCACAUACCUGCUCUCUCUCUCAUACACUUGUUUCUGCUGAUUCUUCUGGUAUUUCAUUGAUGUCGAAGAUGAUGAGAUCAGAUCUCAAGCCUCCACUCGCUAGGUCUCCUAUAAGGCUUCGUCCUCGACGAGCUCUUCACUCCAGUGCAAACACCCUCCAAUCCCUACCAGGUUCUUUAACAAAAACUCAAUUGCCUAAACGCAAACGCGCUUUGGACAUUGAAGAAGUGGAGCUCCGUCACGAAUACGAGACGAUUAAUUGCGAACUAAGCGUUUUGGCAAAGAUGGUGCAAGAUGAAUUCGGAAACAGUGAUCUAGGUAAUUUUGGGGUUGCCGGUACAUUUAAUGCUAAUAGGAGUCCUGUGUUUGAAAGAGGUCGGUUUUAUGAUGAAUACUCGGCAAAAAGGAAUGAGAGGCUAAAGAGGAAGAAGAGCGAAACAGGGAUUGAGAAGAAACCAGCUUACGAUCUUUGUGUUAGAGUCGAGUCUGCGAAAGGAAAAGUGUCUAAGAAAUCUGAGAGCAUGAGAAAGACGAUUUGUUCUACGCCCACGACGGAGAGGAGAGAGACACAAGGUAUAUGCUGAGAAGUAGUACUUGCAAGGAAAACAAGAAGCCUCCUCUAGCUAUGAAUUUUGAAAAUUCUGUUGGUGGGUGGUGGGAGGAAAAUUGCAGUGAGAAGCGUCUGGAAAAACUGAAUUUCUGAAGUCACCUACUUCAGAAAUUGAAUUUUAGUAUAGGACAGUAAGAGCUCAAAAGAGUUCAGAAAACAACGACGUUUAGGUGGUUCUGAUUACAAAACUAUGCAAUUCUGCAUUUAUGGGAAGGAUAGAUCUUUUUUAUGGUUAUGGUUAUGGUUAUGAUGAAUUGGUUAGUUCCUUUUUUUUUUUUUUAAAAUUAUGAUGGAUAUAGUCUUAUUGGAUUUCAG
Messenger RNA from Ilex paraguariensis (yerba mate), 984 nucleotides. The record is from the annotation of a GenBank genome assembly. Lineage: Eukaryota; Viridiplantae; Streptophyta; Magnoliopsida; Aquifoliales; Aquifoliaceae.